GAGGUGAUUCACGACAGCUCCCCCAGACGCCGAGUCCCUCCCUGUCCUGCCCCGGACCGGGCGCUCUUGGCCUGGAAGUCGGGAUAUAAGGGGGUGGCCGUGGGAAAGGAUCCGCCGCAUGUGAUGAAUUUGUCAACGCUCAGGGAAGGCUCAGCCAUGGCUUCCCUGUCCCCGAGUUCUUCGCCCUCCCGGGAGAGCGAGGACGGGCCGCCGCUGCCAGGUGGAGCCGAGCCAGGUGACCCCCGUGCCAAGCCCCCAGUCAAGCCCAAACCCAGCCCUCGGGCCUGGGCCGCCAAACCAGCUCUGCCCGCCAAGCCCAGCCUGCUGGUGCCCCUCGGGCCUCGGCCUCCCCGCGGCCCCCUGGCCGAGCUGCCCUCGGCCCGGAAGAUGAACAUGCUGGCGGGACCCCAGCCGUACGGAGGCAGCAGGCGCCCGUUACCCUUCGCCCCCCGCCCGGCCUCCGAGCCCCCGGCCGGGGGAGACCCCGCCAGGGCCCCCGGGACGCAGGCGGGAGGGCCGGGGAGGGAGGACGGGGUCCCGGCGGCCCCCGCCCCCAGGGGCCCAGCCUCGGGGGGCGUCCGGAAGGCCCCGGCCCCGUUCCGCCCGGCGUCGGAGCGCUUGGCCGCCGCCGCUGCCGUGGAAGACAUCCUGGCCAAGAUGGAGCGGGAGUCCCAGAGGGAGGGGCCUGCCAGCCCCGAGCGGCUCUGGGGCUCCCGCCUGACCUUCAACCACGACGGCAGCUCCCGCUACGGCCCCAGGGGCUACGGCGCCGUGCGGGGCCCGGCCGACGAGGAGCGGAGCGGCCCCCGGGCCGCGGGGCCGCCCCGGGGGGAGGCCCCGGGGGAGGAGAGCCGGCAGGAAGGAGGCUCCGGCCUGGGCUCAAGGUCGCCAGAGCCAGGCGGCGAGCCUGGCCAGCGGGCCCCGGAGAGUGAACUGGGGCUCCAGCCAGAUCCCAGGGAGGACCCAGCCGGGCCGAAAAGUCCAGAAGCGCCCCUUGACGCUUCUAAGUCCUGGACCCCCUCCCCUCCCAGCCCUUCUGACAAAGAAUCUCCCCGCCUUUUGGAAAGCCCAGACUCUUCCAGUCCCCCCACGGAGGUCUCUCUCCGUCUCUCUGGCGUCUCGGACGGGCCAGAGCUCUUCUCCUCACACCCCGGUGAUCAGCUCGUGGGGUCCAAGAGUCCGGAUUCCCCGGGGGGCUCCGCCAGCCUCCCUCAGGUCCCGGGACCCCGUGGUCCGACCGUCUCUUCGGGAGACACCCCUCGUCCGGCCGAGACGCCGGCCGGGGCCGCUCCGAGCCCGCUCCCCGAGGCCGCGCCUCAACUCCCCGAGGCUCCUCCGUCCGGGAGUCUGGUUCGUCCUUCCCCGGGGUCCCCCAGCCUCUCCAGGCCUCCCCUAUCCCUCGGCCCGGCUCGACCCCCCGAGGAGUCCCCGAGAGCCUGCGGUCCGGCCCUUCCCUCAGAGAGGCCCCCCAGCCUCUCCCAGCCCCCAGAACCUCCGAGUCCAGAGCGGCCCCGCGUCACCUCCCCCCGGUCUCCGCUCCUGGGGACCCCCUUUGGGGAGCACGUGCGGACGUUCCCGGCUGAAGAGGUGGGAGAGGAGGCGAGCCAGCGGCCUCCAAACCUGGAGCAGCGCCGCUUCUCCGAGGGUGGGCUGCGGCCCCCGGAGCGGGCCCGGGCAGAGCUCGGGGGGUCUCUGGCCGCCCUGUCCCAGCCCCCGGAGGGAGGCGGCUCCGCCCUGGACCGCCCCUUUGGGGACGGGACGGAGUCCAACUGGAGCCUGUCACAGUCGUUCGAGUGGACCUUCCCCACGCGGCCCUCCGGCCUGGGGGUCUGGCGCCUGGACUCGCCGCCGCCGUCACCCAUCACGGAAGCGGACGACUCCGGCCUCUCCGAAGGGGAGGGAGGGGACUCGGACCUGGAGCCCGGGCCCGCCGCUUCACGGGCCGGCGGGGGACGCGAUGGCGGCCGAGCCCCCGGAGGGGACAGAGGGUCUCCCGGCUCCGAGCCCCCAAAGCCUCCCGUGCAUCCCCUGGAGCCUCGAGGUCAGAGGUCACCGGGGCCGGCUCUGCUGCAGGCUGAGGAGGCGGACGAGCCCGGGGAGCCCCCCGUCGGGCCGCAGGCCUCCACGCCCGCCACCGUGGCCCAGCCGCUGAUGGAACCCGUGCGGGGACUGGAGCCCGCGGCCCUCCCUGCCCAGCCCUGCGUCUUGUUCGCCGAUGCCGACCUCCCCGAGCGAGCCACGGCCACGUGGGAGGACGAUACCGCCCGGGCCCAGACCACCGGCGCCCCUCGGGCCGAGGAAGGGGGCACUCAGGGAGUGUCCCCAGAACCCCCAGAAGGAGAUGCUCGCUGGCUGGACGAGCUCCUGGCCUCCCCCCCGCCCGACGCCGCCGGCCCCGCGAAGGAGGUGGAACCAGAGCCGCGGGAGACCCCGGCGUCCGACGCCAGGCCCGAGGGACUCCUUGGCUGGGCCCAGAAGGACCUGCGGACUGAAUUUGGGAUUGGAGGGGACUCCAGGGACUUCAGCCCCUCACCCUGGGCCAGAGAGUCCUCUGGGGGAUACGGCCUCGGGGGCUCGGGGCCCGAGCGAGCCCCAGCCUCCGGGGAGAGGGACUGGGCCCGAGAGUACGGCAGCGGGGGCAGCCGGCGAGGACAGAAGGAGUGGGCCGGCACGUUCGGCCUCGGCCAGCCCGAAGCCGGCGGUGAGUUUGACCUCAGCUGCGGCGGUGGCGGAGACCGAGGGGAGAGGUUCAUCCCAGGGGGUCCGGAUCAGGCCCACGCCCGGGACGGGGAGUUCGGGAAGAGCCUGCAAGCGGGCACCUACGGCUCCGACGCGGCCGCCAGGCGGGACGGGGAGUUGGGGAAGACGGAGCCGAGCGGGGAGCACGGCUCCGGCGUUGCCGACCGCCGGGAUGGAGAGUUCGGCAAGAGGGACUGGACGAAGGAGUUGAGCAGCAGCGAUGCCCACCCGCAGGGCGGGGGCUUUGGCGAGAAAGACUCGAGCCUUGGGUUUGGCCGGGGGACUUCAGAACUGCAGGAAGAGCAGUUUGGGAAGACAAAGCCGAGCAGUGAAUCCAGCACCAGAGAUUCCGACAAGGAGGAAAAGGAGGACCCAGAGGGGUCCUAUCAUCCUGGCAGCCCCAGCCUGCAGGGGAAGGAGCUGGAGAUGAGAGAUUGGAGCAGCAGAUUUGGCAUCGGUGACACUGACCGCCAGAAUGGAGAGUUUGAGACGAGGGACCAGGCCGGAGCGUUCCGCGCCAGGGAUGCCAAUUGGCAGGAUAGAGAGUUUGAGAAGAGGGACCUGGCCAGGGUAUACAGCGCCAAUGAUACCGACCUCCAGGAUAGAGAGUUUGGGAAGAGGGACGAGACUGGGAUAUACAGCACUGGUGAUGCCGACCUCCAGGUUAGAGAGUUUGGGAAGAGGGACCAGAUGGGGACAUUCAGCACUAGUGAUGCCGACCUCCAGGAUAGAGAGUUUGGGAAGAGGGACCAGGCUGGAAUAUACAGCACUAGUGAUGCCGACCGCCAAGAUAGAGAGUUCAGGAAGAGGGACCGGGCUGGGAUAUACAGCACCGGUGAUGCCGACCUCCAGGAUAGAGAGUUUGGGAAGAGUGACCAGAUGGGGACAUUCAGCACCAGCGAUUCUGACCGCCAGGAUAGAGAGUUCGGGAAGAGGGACCAGGCUGGGAUAUACAGCACCGGCGAUGCUGACUGCCAGGAUAGAGAGUUCGGGAAGAGGGACCAGGCCGGGAUAUACAGCACCGGCGAUGCCGAUCGCCAGGAUAGAGAGUUCGGGAAGAGGGACCAGGCCGGGAUAUACAGCACCGACGAUGCCGACCGCCAGGAUAGAGAGUUCGGGAAGAAGGAUUGGAUGAGCGAAUACAGCAGCAGCGAUGCCGACCGGCAGAACAGGCCCUUCGGAAGGAGAGAUGAGCUUGGGGCUUACAGUGGCAGGGAGGAUGACCACCAGGACAGGGAGUUUGGGAAGACGGACUGGACCACUGAGUUCAGAAACUCCGAGAUCCAGCGGCCAGAAAGGGAGUUCAGCUUGGACGGGCGGGACUGGAGCGGUGACUUCUGCAUCGAGGGCAGCGAUCGGGGAGACCAGUUCGGCAUCAUCGGGACGGACCGGGGCAGCUGCCCAGGAAUGGCCACCCGGAGUCCAACCGGCAAGGUCGGAAACGCGGACUUCGUACCGUCCGGGCGAGUGCCGGUGGGAAAGACGGACUGGACCAGCGAUCUGGGCCUCAGGAACCUGGACGUGUCCGUCGGCGAGGCCAGAGAGCAGGGAGUGGGACAGGUGGACUGGUCACACGACCUCGGCCUCAGAAGCCUGGACGUGGCCGGCGGCUUGGGGUCCGGAGGGGCCGGGGCAGCCGGCGAACUCGGGAGAGGACAGAGCGAUUGGACCCGUGAGCUCGGCCUGAGUCACGUGGACGGGUCUGGCGGUCCCGGCGAGGCCAGGGACCGCGGAGCAGGGCAGAUGGACUGGACCCCCGAUCUCGGACUACGGAACAUAAGUGUGUCCGGCGGAGACUCCGGAGGCUCUCUCAAGUCGAGAGGGCUUGGUGUCGGGCAGGCUGACUGGACCCCUGACCUUGGACUGAGAAACAUGGAUUUGACCGGCGGCUUGGGGUCAGGUGGCCCCACAGAGGCCAGGGAGCACGGGGUGGGAUGUACAGACUGGACCCAUGAUCUCGGCCUGAGGAGAAUGGAUCUGCCCAGCGGCUCGGAGCUGGGAGACCUGCCCAGCGAGACCCGGCAGUGUGGAGUCGGACAGACGGACUGGUCGCCGGACCUGGGGCUCCGGAGCGCGGACCUACCGGGCGACUUGGGCUCCGACGGCCCGAGCGAAGUCAGAAGAUGCGGGGUGGGACAGGUGGACUGGUCCCACGACCGCGGCCCCACGGACGUGGCAUUGCCUAGCGGCUUGGGAACCGGCAGUCCCGGUGAGGCCAGAGAACUCGGAGUAGGAGAGACGGCCUGGUUGCGUGCCUCUGAGAGUCGACCUGGAGACCCCUCCGCCCAGCCCUCCGGCAGCGGGGCCUCGGGCGCGGAGCCGGAGCCGGACAUCCGCGACCCCAGCGACCUGGGGACCAGCCCAGGCAGACACCUCUCCCGCUCGUCACCCUCCGGCUCCAAGAGCCUGUUGGAGGAGAUGCUGGCCAACAGCUCCUCCAAAGCGGCGGCCCGCAGGGAGAGGGCGGCUUCGGGCCUCAGUGGGCCACCCAAGGAGGAGGGGGAGGAGGAGGAAGACGAGGCGGCAGCUAUGGCCGAGGCAGAAGGUGUGAAGGAGGCAUCCUCCGAGCCGGGAGAGGACCCCCUUCUCCCCCGGCGAGCCCAGCCCGACGGCGAGGCCGGUCGGGGAGAGGAGCCGGACGGAAGCCAGACCCCCUCGGGGGACGGACGGGAGACGGCCCCGCCGGCCCCGGCUCCGAGGCGGCUUCUCCGCAGUUUCACCACCGGUUCUUCCAGCCAGGAUUUCUCCUUCAUAGAGGACACGGAGGUCCUGGACAGUGCCAUGUAUCGGAGCCGUGCCAACCUGGGGCGCAAACGUGGGCACCGGGCUCCGGCCCUCCGGCCGGGGGCCACCCUGGGGCUGGCUGAGUCCACCGACUCCUGGUUCUUUCAGGACUCCACAGAGCCCCGGCCAACACGGAGGGCGUCGUCGGACGAGGAAGUGGCGGAGGAGCCGCAGAGCCGCCGGACGCGGAUGAGCCUGGGGUCCAAGAGCCUGAAAGUCAACCUCUUCCCUGGCCUCAGCCCGUCAGCCCUAAAGGCCAAGCUGCGACCCCGGAACCGCUCAGCCGAGGAAGGGGAGCAGGUGGAGGCUAAACCCACGCAGAAAGAGUCCCUGGUUCAACGCUCCAAAUCCUGCAAAGUUCCCGGCCUGGGGAAGCCCCUGGUCCUGCCCCCGAAGCCGGAGAAGUCCUCAGGGUCAGAAGGGUCGUCUUCUCCUACUUGGCUGCAGGCGCUGAAGCUGAAGAAGAAGAGGGUAUGAGGAGGAGCUGUUGAGGUUGCUCCUGCUUGGAGUCUCGGGCAGCCCCCACCAUGGGGGUCGGGGGAGGGACGAGGAUUGGAGCCGGGCCUGCGCCCCCUUCCCACGUCCCGGAGCCCCGGCAGAGCAUGGAGGAGGAGGAAGAGGAGGAGGAGGAGGACGGGAGGGGGAGGCCCAGGCACAUUUAUGCACUUUGUAUCGUCCUCGCACCCUCUUUUUGGUUUCGGUCAUUAGCGGUUGACGGUUUUCUGCCCCCUCCACCUCCCCACUGUCUGAUUUUCUUUUGAUACCACUUUAUAGCAUUUUUAUAAAGUCUCUGGUUUUGUAAUGAGCAGCAGAGCCCCCCUCCUCCUCCUCCUCCUCCUCUUUUCCCUCUUCCCUGCACUCCCCCGCCCUCCCCCCACCCCUCCCAGCACCCCAUGGAGACCAAUGAAAUUUUGCCACUUGAAACAAUAAAAUU
This is a messenger RNA of Tachyglossus aculeatus (Australian echidna), 6457 nucleotides long. RefSeq names its product tankyrase 1 binding protein 1 (gene CNOT12). The record is from RefSeq and is a predicted model, not a curated record. Gene Ontology annotation, biological process: cellular response to ionizing radiation; double-strand break repair. Gene Ontology annotation, cellular component: nucleus; heterochromatin. NCBI's taxonomy places the organism in Eukaryota, Metazoa, Chordata, Mammalia, Monotremata, Tachyglossidae.